Molecule: messenger RNA, 1050 nt
Organism: Cydia fagiglandana
Lineage: Eukaryota; Metazoa; Arthropoda; Insecta; Lepidoptera; Tortricidae
Product: formin-like protein 1
Exons: 3
Coding region: 1-1050 (349 amino acids)
Source: RefSeq, a predicted model, not a curated record
AUGACUACACGCAGGGAUGUCCUGGUUGCUAAAAUGCAGCAAUUACAGAAAGAACUGAAAACAGCCGAAGAAUUGAACAAAAGACUCCUUCAAGAACAGGAAGAGAGUGCAGAGCAAUUUGAGCAAGUUGUUAGAAUAAACACAACCCUCAAGUCUCAGCUCGCUAACCAGGAUGUUGAGUUCGAAGACAUGCAGGGGCAGCGGGAUGAACUUCAAGCUGCCGUUGAUCAGUUCAAGAAUUGUCAGGAGAUACAUGAGCAGGCAUUACAACGCAUCCAGGACUUAGAACAGCAGCUGGAGGAGUCAGAAACAAAACAUAGUUGCAAGUAUUGCUCCGGCCACUCCGGACUGCGAGACAAUAAUUUAAGUAUUUUUGCUGAAAUUAAUAGCUUUGAUGUAGAUUCAGUCGAUGAUAGCAUAGGGUUCUCCCCAAUGCUGCGCGGCGACUCCGAGCCCGCCCCUCGCGUCGCGGAUCCGGCGCCCCCGCCGCCAUCGUCACCGCCGAGCCGAGCCGAGCAGGUUCCAUCGGGGCCGGGCCGAGCCGAGCCGACUCCGUCGCUGCCGUGCCUCGUCGAGCCGGCCCCUUCACCGCCGAGCCUUGUCAAGCUGGCUCUGUCGCUGCUGACCUACGUCGAGCCUGCGCCAUCCCCGCCGAGCCCUGUCUCGCCAGCUCCAUCGCCGCCAGGCCUCCCCUCGCCAGCACCAGCGCCGCCCCGCCUCGGGUCUGGGGCGGCCCCGCCGCCGCCGCCGCGCCGCCCGCGCGCCGCCGGCCGCCGCACGCUGCUGUACUCGGACGAGGUGGGCGCCGGCCUGGGCGUGCUGCUGGCGCAGCGCUUGUCGCAGGGCGUCGUCAACCACUGUCACCCGGGCGCCUCUGUCGAUCGUUUGAUCGAAUCUAUUUCUGCGGGCGAGUUUGACCGCGACUCGACGCUUUAUCCAAUAGUGUGCGGUGCAACCUGUCGACAUCCUCUAAUCAAUGGCGCCUCAUUUGUCCCCACUCACAAAGGCGGCCCCUCGAACUUGAAGCCUGGAAACAAUGGCCACAUCUAG